AUGAACGGGCCGCGCCCCUCUACUCGCGUGUUCCUCUCCGAUCUUUCCUCUCUACAGGCGGACUCGAAGGUCCGCUUUCUUGGCUGUGUGAGAAACUAUAUCAUCACCACCGGCCAUCUGGUCCUGGAGCACAACUAUCCCCGCAGCAGAGCUGAGAUCGACUCAGUAUCUGUCGAUAUCAAUGCUGUCCUUGAGAACCUCACUGCCGAGGAACUCCGCGUGGGGACGUGGUUGAACGUGCUGGGCUAUGUCAGAGAGUCACAGCCUCCGUCUUCUUCCUUUUCCUCAACGCCGGGGUCAACGCAAUCCAGCGAUCCACCCACCGGACCAGUCACAGUUCCGUCUCGCCCGGUGCAUGUCGAGGCCGUCAUGGUGUUUCCAGCUGGCGCAAUUGCCCUUGGAGAAUAUGAGCAGAUCCUUCGCAGUUCACAGCAUGUGGAGCGCAUGAUACAAGUCAACGACUGA
Molecule: messenger RNA, 465 nt
Organism: Penicillium nucicola
Lineage: Eukaryota; Fungi; Ascomycota; Eurotiomycetes; Eurotiales; Aspergillaceae
Product: nuclear telomere cap complex subunit Ten1
Exons: 2
Coding region: 1-465 (154 amino acids)
Biological process (GO): telomere capping
Cellular component (GO): CST complex
Molecular function (GO): single-stranded telomeric DNA binding
Source: RefSeq, a predicted model, not a curated record